GGCUGUUGACACGCGUGAAGAACGAGGCAGCCUAUCGCACAGCGCCUGUGCUGAGAGACGACCAAUCGGGCUGCCGCUGUUCGCCCGAGAGAGGAAGCCGCCAGCAACACGGCCCCUUGGACGCACGGGCGGAUGAGCGUGCGCUGUUGAACAUCGAGUUUUCUUCCGUCCAUUCACGGGCCCAUCCAACCAGCCACGGCCCCCGCGUCGAGGAGGUGCCCGCCCUGCGGGAGCCGAGAGCGCCAACCCCGGCCGCGGAUCUAGGCGAGGGUCGGUGUCUCGCGCGGGGCCUCGCACAAGUCGCGGCCAUUUGAACGAUCCGCAGUUUUGGUAUUUUUGAGUAGCAGCAGCAGCAGCGGCUGUCGAGGCCGUGUGUGUACGCGACCGUGUGAACGAUUUUCGACAAAGAUGAGGUGGACGGCGAGGGUACAAUGAGCCGUGGGAGUCCCGUCAAAUCGUACGACUACCUGCUCAAGUUCCUCCUGGUGGGUGACAGCGACGUGGGCAAAGGGGAGAUUCUGGCCACACUGAGCGAGGACGGGGAGGGAGAACCUCCGGGAUUCUGCUCCGGAGUCGGCGUAACCUGUAAAACAACAACAAUCCUUCUGGAUGGACGACGUAUUAAACUCCAGCUCUGGGACACGUCAGGACAGGGAAGGUUCUGUACAAUCUUUCGCUCAUACUCCCGUGGCGCACAGGGCAUAGUGUUGGUCUAUGACAUCACCAGUCGUUGGUCUUUUGAUGGAAUCGAGAGAUGGAUCAAAGAAAUUGAUGAGCAUGCGCCAGGUGUGCCCCGAAUCCUGGUGGGCAAUCGCCUGCACCUAGCGUUCAAGCGGCAGGUCAGCACGGAGCAGGCGCAGGCCUAUGCGGAGCGCCACAGCAUGACCUACUUCGAGGUCAGCCCGCUGUGCAACUUCAACAUCACCGAGUCGCUAACGCAGCUCUCGCGCAUCGCCCUCAUGCGGCACGGCAUGGAGCGCCUCUGGAGGCCCAACCGAGUGCUGAGCCUGCAGGACCUGUGCUGCCGGUCCAUCGUCUCGUGUACGCCAGUCCACCUCAUUGACAAGCUGCCUCUCCCCGUGACGGUGAAGAGCCACCUCAAGUCCUUCUCGAUGGCCAACGGAAUGAACGCCUUCACCAUGCACGGCCACUCUUACUUCCCACACACGAGCAACGCCGGGAAGAGGAGCAGUCUGAAGAAGUCUCCCUCCAUCAAGGCCACACGGCCAGUGCUGUCCCCUCCCGAGAGCUGCACGAGGAACAGCUGUAAAAUAUCUUAGUCGUCAAAGCAAACCCCCGUCCUUGGUCUGAGAACCAUUUUGUUGGCCCAGUCUUAAUGUUAUUGUGUUUCGUUCAGAGAGGACUCUUCGUCAUGUUUGAAAUGUUGUUUAUGGGAGAUUGUCAAAAAAAGUUACACUUUUAAAGGAUUGUAGGUCAUCCUAUGCACUUUUUGCUAUCAGUGUUUGGUCAUCUUUGUGCAGGUGUGUAUAUGUACAAGUGUGCAACCUUGUGCACUGCUUUUGUUGAAGCUGAGCAAAACCGAUUUGGAUGGGGAUAGUCAUGAUUUAUUGUGGUGUUGAAUUGACUGCAAACUUGUACAGUGUAAAUAUAUUGACAUGUACACUCGUGUACAUAUCUCUCGUAAUGUUUUUCAUCCUUUUUAUGGCGUAUAAAGAUCUUCCUCAAGUUGGGUUUUUUAAUACAUGGUCAAGGUGAUAUUCACAAACAAGGUCUACUAUGGGUAUUUAUUUGUAGUAGGUUUUUUUACGAAUUCUCACGAAUUUCUGGCUCUCAGUGAUCUUCUAUGGCUUCAGUCAUGUCCUGAAGCGGUCAUUUUGAGCUCGAAGAUGCACCACUCUAAGAAUAUGUUUACAGGUUUUUAAAAUAUUUUAGGACAUAAGCUUACACAGCUAACAUAUCGUGUGCAACACACUUAGUUACAGCAAGCAGAGCAUGGGGAACUUUGGAGUGCCGUGCAAGCAACAGAGCCAUUACACGUGCAUCAAAUGUUAGCCAAUUUGAUAGCUUUCAUUUGUUUGGCUGUUUUGUGUGUUAAUUAUUGAUAAAAAAAAGUGUACGUGUGAUACUUGCUGUCAUGAUGUAUUUUAAUAGUGGCAUGUGCCAACCGCAGUGUUCCAUGUGCUUGACAUGUUUAUACGAAGCAUAGAUUUGUCCACCGUUAUGCAAUUGUCCAGCAAUGCACAAUGGUUUAAAACACUCAAUUUAUGUAGGUAUAAAGUGUGUGUUUAGGCCGUUGUACACUAAUAAAUAGCUACAGCGCUGGAAUCUGAAAAUCGCAGCCUCCACAGACAUGGCGUCUUAAAGUUAAGUGGUACACACAUUUUAGUACGCAAUCAAUUUAUGUAAAAAAAGUUGGGUCUGUGCAUCUUGCUGUUGGCCUCGCAUACAAAUGUAUUUUUUUGCAAAGUAGCAUUGUGUCUGAGUGAAAUGUGUAAGAUGUGGCGGGCCUGCUUGUUGGGGGAACUGGUUUCAGCAUUUGACAUGGAGGGGAAGGAUCAAGGAAAAGUAAAUAGUUAAACAAAUCUCUCUCUCUCCGACCUCGAGUUGGUGCAUCCCAUGGUGCAUACAUCAUGCUGAGUAUAGUCCUGGAGUUCUGUGGCACCAUUUCAAGUGGGCAGGGAAGCUCUUGUCAUUACAACGGAUUAGUGCAGGUAAUUUCGAAAACAAUAGUGAACCAGAGGAAAUGAUUAGUUGCCCCAGCAAGUGCUGGCCUGUGGCCAGACCUGUUCUUCAGGAAGGCUAUGUGGAUUUCUUGGAUGGAAAACCUGUGGAGCUUACCGCUUUUCUGAUUUGGUUUCUGUUUUGGCGGACGGUAUGCAACUGGAAGUAGGACAAGAAAUGUACAUUUGGUCGACCAGCUUGGCUUGGCCAUUCGUGAUGAGCAGCUAAUAACCUUGAUGUGAUUAGAACCACAAGCCAAACACUACUACAGCAACCUGUGAGCAAUACAGCUUCUUAAUGAACAAGAAAACGGUGCAAUCGGAGCAAAUGUUCAACUCUGUCCUACGCCCCAAUGUGGGCGACUCCAAUUUGAUUUGGCACGGCAUCCCUGUUGUUUGGAGUGAUCUGGUGAAUUGUGUAUUGCGUGGCACCAGAAAUAUAAUAUUUUUAGAUCAUUACAAUUGCGUUGCACAUGUUGGGCACAUGUCAGUGCGAGACACACUCAGGAGUUCAUGAUCCGUGUUUUAUUGACGUUUGACUUGAUAGUCUGUUUCAUUUUCAUUGUGGAAUUGUUUCAAGUGGUUUAACAGGUUUCAUUUGAAACCAAAGAUAUUUUAAUGUGCUUGUGAAGUGGACAAUGGUGGUGUAUUUUUCAUGUAAAGUGUAACGCAAUUUUGCUUAACUAUUUCAUAAGGGGAUGACGAGUAAUAGUGUGUUUUAUAAUACGUAGUUAAUUUGAUAAUUAUAAUAUGUAUAUAAACUUUAAUAAAAUAGUGCUGUUGAAAUUGAUUGUACCUUUAGCCAGUUUUGAAAGCACAUUUGCAGAUCUAUGCAAAAAGACUUAAAAAAGAACAUUUAGUAGUAAGAGUGCAUGAUGUUAUUGUUUCAUGCAUACCAUAAUCUGGAUUGUUUUUAUUUUGAAUGGGCAUUGACAUGUAUAUUAAAUGUUCCUGUUGGACAACAAUAUUAGUUGAUUGAGUUUGUUGUCAAAAACGAGGGACUUUUGUUAUAGACUUAUGAACCAAAUUAGUUGGAAAAACUUCACACACUCCAGAGCAUCUGUUAAACACUCAGCUUUUCGUGUCUUGUGAGAAAGCUGGCAAACCAAAACAAACUUAAAAUUUUCAACAAUGUAUUUUAAACCGGCAGUUUUUUUUAUUCCAUGCACCGUUGGCAGGACAAUAUUUUUUCAUGACAUCAGCACUUAAGUAGUUAAAAGUUAUUGCAAAACUCACCAUCAGCCAAGAGUGGUCAUCCUAUGGAUAUUUCCUCCCUCCCCACCACAGAGGUGGAGUUUAAAACACCGACUCGAGGCUAUCAACAGAUGGGCGCUGCUUAAAUGGUCGUGGAGGAAGACAUCUGAUCUGUGUAACAUGUUUUCAAAAUGUGUCUUGUUGCAUACGUUCAGGUUUAACUUUGUAUAUUUAUCUCUAUCAAACAACUCGGUACAUCACCACAAGUGUUGUCUUCAAGGUUUGCCAUCACAAUUUGGUCUGCCUUUCGGCUUCAAUAUUUGUUAAUAUUAAAAUAUAAAGCUCAGUCCCAGAGGGCUUGUACUGUGUUGUAUUUUACCCAGUAAAUCCUAAAUCGGGGUCCGCAUGAAUUGGGCAUGUUUACUGUGCACCGUAUCUGUAAAAUAUAAAUGCAUUUAGCCAUGUACUGACAUUGGCCUUGCAUAUAGAUUCUAGCAACAUCUCUUUCUGCAUUAGUACUGAUAGAGUGUUAAUGUGUAAAGGUUAGGGCAUGAAAAAACGAUAGGAAGAGGAAAUGAUCGAUGAAUUUAAUUUAUUGACGCUUGAAAAACUACACCCUUUGGUAAAUUAAAAUAAAUACAUAGUUAAACAAUAUAUAUGCAAGCCCCAUCAAUGGGGAAAAAGUC
Lethenteron reissneri (Far Eastern brook lamprey) is the source of this 4561-nucleotide messenger RNA. Its product is annotated as ras-related protein Rab-40B-like. Lineage: Eukaryota; Metazoa; Chordata; Hyperoartia; Petromyzontiformes; Petromyzontidae. Gene Ontology annotation, biological process: intracellular signal transduction. The record is from RefSeq and is a predicted model, not a curated record. Gene Ontology annotation, molecular function: GTPase activity; GTP binding.